Messenger RNA from Camellia sinensis, 8172 nucleotides. The record is from RefSeq and is a predicted model, not a curated record. Lineage: Eukaryota; Viridiplantae; Streptophyta; Magnoliopsida; Ericales; Theaceae.
GAGCCCAUCACACAGUGAGUGCCAUCUUCUUCCACCACGUCCCUUUCCUCUUGCCACCACGGUCCUAUCCAUCCAUCGCCUUGCUUACGUCGUCCAGGCGACAAUGGUUCUAAUUGGCUUCUGUGUUGCGGUGGUCCCACUGCUAUCUCCCCCAAGUCUGGAUUCUCACCACCAAGAGCCUCUCUGACCUGUGAAUCAACUACAACCCCCAACAACAAGAAGUUCCACUGCUUCCAAUUCCAUUAUCUCUUUUUGACAGAAUUCAAAUGAAGAAACUUGAUUCCUCUUCACAAUUGUGGGGUCACUAUUCACUAUCUGCAUAUACUUGUUCUGUGCAUAUAACUGGUGCAUGUAUUCCCAACCCUUUUAGUAAGUUCAAGGGAAUUAGGGUUUCUCGGUCCGGUACCGAGUUGUCAGACAUUUCACGUUCAAGUCAAACUGAUCAUUCCUUUAAUUGCUCAAAUAAAUAUUUAGGUAAUAAGAGUUUGGUUUUGGAAGACUCUAAUUUUAAUGGUCGCCAAUUUAGGAGGCGCGGGAGAAGUGUUUGGAAAAAAUCUCGAGGCGUAAAGAAUGUGGGCAGUGAUGACUUACGAGAACGAGAAGAAGAAAAAAAGCCUGUGAUUGUAGAUGAGACAACUAGUGUAAAUUUUGUUUCCGGUGUUGAAAAUGCUUUAGAUGUUGAUAGUUAUGCUAUUGAGCCUGACUUGAGUUUGGAGCAUUGCAAUUUGAUCUUGAAACGCUUAGAGAGGCAUAGUGAUAGUAAAGCUCUAAGGUUUUUUGAGUGGAUGAGAAGCAAUGGAAAGUUGAAGCAGAAUCUAACUGCUUAUAAUUUAGCCCUCCGAGUGGUGGGUAGGAAGGAGGACUGGAGUGUGGCAGAUGCGUUGAUUCGUGAGAUGACUACUGAUUCAGGUUGUGAACUCAACUUCCAGAUUUUUAACACACUUAUUUAUGCAUGUUUUAAACAGGGGCAUGUGGGUUUGGGUGCAAGGUGGUUUCGCUUGAUGUUGGAAAAUGGUGUUUGUCCCAAUGAGGCUACAUUUGGCAUGCUCAUGAGUCUUUAUCAGAAGGGUUGGAAUGUUGAGGAAGCGCAAUUUACAUUUUUCAAAAUGAGGAAUUUCGGACUUAGAUGCCAAUCUGCAUAUUCAGCGAUGAUCACAAUCUAUACUCGUCUGGGUCUGUAUAAUAAGGCAGAAGAAAUUAUAUGGUUCUUGAGAGAGGAUGAAGUAAUUCUGAAUAUGGAGAAUUGGUUGGUAUUACUGAACGCAUAUAGUCAGCAAGGCAAGUUGGAGGAGGCUGAACUGGUAUUGGUUUCAAUGCAAGAAGCUGGAUUUCCCCCAAAUAUAAUUGCAUACAACACAUUGAUCACUGGAUAUGGGAAGAUAUGUAAAAUGGACGCUGCACAAUGCUUGUUUCAAAACCUCGGAGCUGUUCAAAUAGAGCCUGAUGAAACAACUUACAGGUCCAUGAUUGAAGGGUGGGGUCGAGCCAACAGCUACAAGGAGGCAAACUGGUACUAUAGGGAGCUCAAACAGGCAGGAUUUCAACCUAACUCAUCCAACAUGUACACAAUGAUAAAUUUGCAAGCCAAUCACGAGGAUGAAGAGGCUGCCAGUACAACACUCGAGGAUAUGAUGAUGAUGGGUUGUCAAUAUUCCUCUGUCCUUGGUAUUCUUUUACAAGCAUAUGAGAGAGCCGGAAGGUUUGAUAAAGUGCCUCGAGUUGUGAAAGGUUCCUUUUAUGAACAUGUUCUGUUUAAUCAGACAUCAUGCUCAAUUCUUGUCAUGGCUUAUGUGAAACACUGCUUGGUGAGCGAUGCAAUAAAAAUUUUACAGGAAAAAAAGUGGAAGGAUCAAUCUUUUGAGGAUAACUUGUACCAUUUAUUAAUUUGCUCAUGCAAAGAUUUGGGUCAUCUUGAGAAUGCGGUCAAGAUAUAUGCCCAUAUGCCAAAAUCUGACGAUAAGCCAAACUUACACAUCAUAUGCACAAUGAUGGGCAUUUACAGUGUGAUGAAUUUAUUCACAGAAGCGGAGAACCUUUAUCUGAAGUUAAAAUCGGCAGGUGUAGCCUUGGACAUGAUUGCUUUUAGCAUUGUAGUAAGAAUGUAUGUCAAAGCUGGACGUAUAAAUGAUGCUUGUUCUGUUCUAGACACAAUGGAGAAACAAAAGAAUAUUGUUCCAGACAUUUAUCUGCUCCGUGAUAUGCUCCGUAUUUAUCAACAAUGUGGGAUGCUAGAUAAAUUGGCAGAUCUUUAUUACUACAAGAUUGUAAAGACUGGAGUCAGUUGGGAUCAGGAAAUGUACAACUGUGUGAUAAACUGCUGUGCUUAUGCCUUGCCAGUCGAUGAGCUUUCAAGGAUUUUUGAUGAGAUGCUUCAGCGUGGUUUUGCACCUAAUACCAUUACGUUCAAUGUUAUGCUCAAUGUUUAUGGAAAAUCCAGGCUUUUUAAAAAGGUUAGGAAGGUGUUCUGGAUGGCUAGAAAGCGAGGCUUGGUUGAUGUUAUCUCUUACAAUACUAUUGUUGCUGCAUAUGGGCAAAAUAAGUGCUUAAAGAAUAUGUCAUCAACUGUUAGAAAAAUGCAGUGUAAUGGUUUUUCAGUUUCUCUUGAAGCCUACAAUUGUAUGUUGGAUGCCUAUGGAAAAAAUGGCCAAAUGAAGAAUUUUACAAGUGUUUUGCAGAGGAUGAGAGAGUCAGGCUGUGCUUCAGAUCACUAUACGUACAAUAUUAUGAUUAAUAUAUAUGGAGAACAAGGAUGGAUUGAAGACAUUGCUGGUGUGCUAAUGGAAUUGAAAGCAACUACUGGUCUUGGGCCUGACUUGUGCAGCUAUAACACAUUGAUAAAGGCAUAUGGAAUAGCAGGACUGGUUGAAGAUGCUGUGGCUUUGGUAAAGGAAAUGAGGGAAAGUGGGAUAGAACCCGAUAGAAUAACCUACACUAAUCUGAUCACAGCACUGCGGAGGAAUGAUAAGUUUUUAGAGGCUGUUAAGUGGUCAUUGUGGAUGAAACAGAUGGGCUUGUGAUGUCCCUGAAGCUAAUUUAUAAUAGUCUUUUCGUGCUGUGCUCUUUUUGCCUCUACUCACCCGGUCACUUCAGCUACUGCCUCUACUAGCAGUACAUAGUUCAAAUUUUUAAGUCCUGUGGGUGAGCGGGUUAUUCAGUAUCAUAUUUGCUAGUAAAACGAUUUGAUUGGAUUCAGAAGAACAGUGAUGAAGUCUUGUAGCUGAUACCAGGUUCUGUUGACCACAAUAAUAUACUUUCAGUUGUCUUGAAUCUAUCUGAUGAUCAGAUUUCUCUCACUUAUUCAUAUUAUGCCUUCCUUGUACAUUGAAUUUCUAAAUUGAUUAUCUAAGCACUAAUUGAUGACAUUAUUGUCUCAAUUUACUUUCUGGUGGGGGCAGGAUGCUGGUGUUGCCUGCUAUCUUAUUAUUGGGCAAAAUCCACCUUACCCCCUGUGGUUUAACCCUGUAUCACUUCACCCUCUUGUCAUUUAAAAAUAGUCAAUUACCUCUUAUGUGAUUUUGGACUAAAGUGUGACACUAACGCUUCGUUUGUUCAGGCGGAAAACGUUUUCUACAAAAUGUUUUUGUAUUUUCUGGUGUUUGGUACAAUGAAAAAUGAAAGUUAACGGAAAAUAUUUUCCAUGGUUAAUGAAAAACAAGCUUAUUUGGGCAAAAAAUGUUUUCCACUUUUAAAAGACAGAAAACGUUUUCUCGAUUAAAAUUUUAUCAAUGUCACCACACCACCGCCACCACCACUCUCACCUCCACCACCACACUACCAUCACCACGGCUAGUAACCAUCAUCACUGUCGCCAUCACCGCCGCCGUCACCCCACUACCAUGCCACCAGCUCAUAAUAGCUCAUUAUCUCAAUCAAGGAACAAAUCAGAAUAAUAUAAUUUCCUAUUUUAACACUCUCCCUCAAGCUGAUGUGAAGAUAUCUCUCAUGCCCAGCUUGUUGAGAAUGUCAUGAAAUGGUUUGCUCUCUAUCCAUUUGGUGAGAAUAUCUGCUAGCUGGUCUCCAGUUUUCACAAAUGGAGUACAUAUGGUGCCACUAGUGAGCUUUUCCUUGAUGAAGUGCCUAUCAAUCUCUACAUGCUUGGUUCUGUCAUGUUGUACCGGAUUAUGAGCUAUGUUGAUCGCCGCCUUGUUGUCACAGUACAAUCUGAUGGAAUCAGUUUGAUGGAUCCCCAAAUCUUCUAACAAUAGUCUAAUCCAUAACAACUCACAUACAUCCUGAGCUAUGGCUCUGAAUUCUGCCUCAGCACUAGAUCUAGCAACCACAUUCUAUUUCUUACUUCGCCGUGUGACUAAGUUGUCUCCAACAAAUGUGCAAUAUCUAGAAGUUGAUCGUCUGUCAGUGACUGAUCCAGCCCAAUCCGCAUCAGUAAAUGCCUCCACACUGUGAUGGCCAUGUUUCGAGAAAUAGAGACCCUUUUCAGAAGAGGAUUUCAGGUACCUCAGGAUUUUCAUAACCGCCUCUAAGUGGGAAGUUGUAAGGGCAUGCAUAAACUGGCUGACCAUGCUCACUGCAAUGGCAAUGUCUGGACAUGAGUAGAAUAAGUAUAUGAGCUUACUUACUAGCCUCUAAUGGCUUCCCCUGUCCACUGGCUCUCCCCUUUGAUCCUUACUUAGUUUUUGGCCCGGUUCUAGAGGUGUAUCACAUGGUCUAUCUCACAGCAUCCCAAUUUUCUUAAGCAAGUCAAGUACAUACUUCCUCUGGCAUAUGAAGAUGCCGUCCUUGGACCGAGUUACUUCAAUACCCAAGCAAUACUUCAAAUGACCUAAGUCUUUGAUUUUAAACUCCUUGACCAAGUAUUCUUUCAACCGAGGGAUCUCCUCAACAUCAUUCCCUAUUAGAACAAUAUCAUCAAUAUAAACAAUAGGAGCUGUGGUCUUACCAUAUGCAAAGUGUUUCACAAAUAAAAUGUGAUCAGCUUGACUUUAUUUGAACGCAUAUCUCAGUAUAACUUGAGCAAACCGUUCAAACCACGCCCUAGGCGAUUGCUUUAGCCCAUAAAGUGACUUUUGGAGCUUACACACUUUACCUUUAGACUUAGCAUCCUCAAAACUAGAGGGAAUAUCCAUAUAGACAUCUUCUUCUAGAUUUCCAUGUAGGAAGGCAUUCUUCAUAUAAAAUUGAUGAAGUGGCCAAUCCAAAUUUAUUGCAAGAGAGAGUAGUAUUCUCACAGAGUUCAUCUUAGUAACUGGAGAAAAUGUCUCUUGGUAAUCUACUCCAUAAAUCUGAGUGAAGCCCUUAGCAACCAGUCUUGCCUUGUACCGUUCGACGGAACCAUCUACGUUGUGUUUGACAGUAUACACCCAUUUACACCCAACUAGAUGUUUGCCUCUAGGUAACUCCACUAACUCCUAAGUGCCAUUCUUGCUGAGAGCUCUCAUCUCCUCUAUCAUGGCAUGUUUCCAUUUAGGAAUAGAGAGAGCAUUUUGAAAAUUGUUAGCCAGACUCACAUAAGAAAUCUUAGACAAAACGGCUUUAUAUGAGGGAGACAAAUUAAAAUAAGAGACAUGAUUCGUAAUAGGAUACUGAGUACAUGACCUAACCCCCUUCCUAUAAGCAAUGGGAACAUCAAGAUCUAAAAACUCAAGAAUAAGAGCACUAGGAUCAGAAUUACUUGGACUCUCAGGAAAGGGGGGGCGACUCUAGACACUCAUCCGAGGAAGAAGUUGGCAAUAGAGGAGGGAAAGUAGUCUCUUGCAUCCAGGUGACUUUUUGUCUGUCCUUGUCUCUGAUGUACACUUUGCCUGCUUCAACAACUGCUGGCUCAUCAUCCUCUAUCUGUUCAAUCACCGACAAAAGUGGAACAAGAAUCUUUUCACACCAAGACUUCCCCUGAAGGGAUGAUUAGGACACUGGAGAGGGUAGAAAGUAAGACUGAGACUCGAAAAAGGUGACAUUCAUGGAGACAAAUUAUUUGCAAGUGGGAGGAUGAUAACAGUUAUAACCCUUUUGUGUGGUAAAGUAACUCAGGAAAACACACUUAAUAGACCUAAGAUCCAAUUUACCACGAAUGGGUGAAUGGUUAUGGACAAAACAAACACAACCAAAGGUCUAAGGGGAAAUGGAGAACCCAGAAGAUGUGGACUCGAACAGAACUUGAAGAGGUGUUUGUUUUUGAAGGACUUUGGUAGGAAGACGAUUAAUCAAAUAAGCUACAGUGAGAACCACUUCCCCCCAAUAGGAUCUAGGAACACGCAAGGUUGUUAAAAUCGGGAUCCUACGUUGGAUCGUUGGAGGUGUUUAUAGGAUCAGAUCGUAGAAUCAGAUCGAGAAUCGUAAGAUCCUACUGAAAAAGAAAAAUUACAUAAUAAUUUAAUUUAAAUAAAUAUUUCCUACAAAGUAUACACAAAAUGAACCUAUAUUCUAUUAAAAAGAAGUGAAGAUAUUGUGAAAAAUAUAAUACUUCAUGUAAAAUGUACCUAUAAUAUUAUGCAAUAGAAAACUCGAUGGUAAAAGUUCUGUAUUUCAUCAAAAAAGAAGGUGAAGAAGAAGAAGAAUUCUAUAAUAAAAUACUUUACAAUGUACAAUAAUGCAUAAAAAGUGAAGAAAAAAUAUUUAACAAAAUUGGAUAUGAAAAUAGAUUAAGAACUCAAAAGAGUAGCUUAGUCGAAUGAUAAGGUUUGCAGUUAGCAUCCCUGGUGGAGCAGAUUCGAGUCACAAAAAUAAUUUCUCCAAAAAUUGGGAUAAAGUUGCAAUCAUCUUACCCUUCUUAAACUCCGCUAAAGUUAAGUUUGUUUUUCCGACUAUUUAAUUUUCUUAAAUUACCGCAAUAUUUAAAGGUUUGUUUCCUAAUUUGUUUUUUUUAGUCUAUUUGAUUCAAUUCUACUUAAUUUUUAUUAUUUAUUUUGACGACAUAAAUUAGUAUUUAGACAACAAACAUAAAAUUUACAACAAAAUAUGUCAUACAAUACAAAACAAGGCUUGUAAAUUGGAUCGGAUUGGAUCGGAUUCGGAUCGGGAUUCUACGAUUCUAUAAGAUCUCACUACCAGGAUCGAAAGAUCCUACCUAUAAGGAGUUUUUUACACGAUCCGGAUCGAUUGCACUCAAAUGGAUCAUAAGAUCGUAGGAUCGUAAGAUCCGGAUCGGGAUUCUGAUAACCAUGAUAGAAACAGAUAGGAGCACAAAUUUGAACCAAAUUCUCAAAAUCUGUAGAACACUUCCUAAUGAAUGAUAGAUUGCUCUGAUACCAAGUUAUAAUGUAUAAUGAAAAAAUUUACUGUUAGGGUUUAUACGGUUUAAGAGAGAGAAGUGAGGGUGAGUAAUUUUUAUAUAUAUCUGGAAUGAUUGUUCACUCUACAUCAGCAAAAAUAUAUAUACAAACCCUAACAUAAUGAAAUGACCAUCAUACCCUCAACUUAAUUAAAUAUUAACAGAAGAAAAUAAAACAGAGAAAAUAACUAUUCUAUCAAUCUUUCAUUUACUCGUCAAACUCAUAUAUUUUUGACAUUCUAAGUAGAACAUAAUUGCUUGACUUGGCCAUUCAUUUUUCUGUUUAUGCAUUAACCUUUGACAAGGAGAUGGGCUUACUCUUGGUUAUUAAAAAAAAAAAGAAAAAAAAAGAAAGAGAGACAAGAGAGAGAUUGAAUUUUUCAAUGUUCUUUCCAAUGCAGGUUACAGAGGGAUGCUUUGCCCUUGUUUAAUAUGUUGAGAAAGACUUACAAGUCCAGCAUUGAUAUAGAACCUGUAUUGAAUGAGUUGCUCGAUGGAAUUGCGGAGAAGUUUUAUGGAGUACGGCGCAGAAAUCCCCUGCAAGGGAUUUUUGGAGAUUUCUUCAAGAUGAUGGGUGGUGAUGGCAUGUAACAUACUAUUGCAGUCUUUUGCUACUCUGAAUAAUGAUCCAACAUUGUUAUUCCAUAGUGCUGUUACAUCAGUUGAUGUGUUUGACCCUUUUGGAAGCAGUUUUCUGGAAGCUCUGAAUGUUGUCUGUCAUUUUGUUUUUUAUUUUGUGGUUUUGUUUUGUUGUUUUUUUUCUGUUUUAGGGUGUGUGGAAAAAAACUGUAUAAUUGUUGACAGUAGAAAAUGUUUGAUUUGCGCUUGUACCAUUUGGAAGUGUUCUAUUUAAUAUAUCAAAUCCAGCAGUAAAUCAGCACAAUAGGCUUGAAAAGUAAUAACUAUUAGUAUUAUAUAAAACAGGUACUUUUAUUGUGUUAUUAAUA